AUGAAUUCAAAAUUCGAGACUGAUAAACUACCCAACGAAAUUGGCGAAGCCCCCGAUGUUGAACGAUCUUCUGUUCUAGACUUUGGAAAAUCAGCCCAACUUGACCAUGGCGCUGACACUCAAUUGCACCGUGCCUUAGGCUCUCGCCAUUUAACCAUGAUUGCCUUAGGAUCUAGUAUUGGAAUGGGUUUUGGCUGGGGAGCGGACAAAGCCUGGGCGGGUUCAAGGGAUUCCUUGGCUGUUUUACUCACCUGUGUCUUCUCCAUGUCCGGCUCCGAAAAUUCAGGCCUUGUGGCAUGUGAGGUCCAGAAUCCAAGGAAGUCCGUUCCCAAAUCUGUCGGGUCAAUUUGGCUUCGUUUAUCGGCUUUUUCCCUGUUGGGGUCCCUCAUGGUUACAAUCUCUACGGAUCCCCAUAACGCCAGUCUAUUAGGAGCCGGAGGAAUGAACGCGUCUCCGUUUGUGCUUGCCUACCGAGCGGCAGAUCUCAGUCCCCUGGCUUAUAUUACCAAUGCGGUCAUUCUUGUUUCGGUUUUGUCGACCGGGAGUAUUACAAUUUACACCACAUCUCGCACUCUGAUGGGAUUGGCACAUCUCGAUAUGGCUCCGAAAUGUAUGGCAUGGGCUGACAAGUCCGGUCGCCCGUGGUAUGGAAUCGUUCCCAGCGUUAUCCUAGGUGGUGGCUUGGCCUAUCUGAAUGUCAGCCAGGGGGGUGCUACAGUUUUCAACUGGUUGUCAAACUUGGUUUCUCUGUUCACCCUGUUUGGCUGGGGAAUGUUUUGCCUCACGAAUAUCCGAAUGCGACAUGCUUGGAAAGUCCAGGGAAGAUCUACUGACGAUCUACCCUGGAAGUCCUGGACAUGGCCAUGGGGCGCGUACUGGCUGUUGUCGUGGUCUAUUCUGCUGAUUAUUCUAGAGUUCUACCUUGUUGUCUGGCCGUAUCAUGAAAAGAUGGGAGCCAAGACCUUUUUCGCAACAUAUCAUAGCGUUCCGACCAUUGUGGUUCUCUAUAUCGGAGCUCAGAUCUACUACAGAACUCCGCCUUGGACAGAUGCAGCUUCUAUCGAUCUUGAUGAAGGACGUCGCUUCUAUGUCUAUGAUAUCGAGGAAGAGAGGCCAAAGACGACGUUUAAGAAGAUUGUGUCGUUUGUGUUUGGUUAA
This is a messenger RNA of Aspergillus affinis, 1158 nucleotides long. Its product is annotated as amino acid transporter. Gene Ontology annotation, biological process: amino acid transmembrane transport. Gene Ontology annotation, cellular component: membrane. NCBI's taxonomy places the organism in Eukaryota, Fungi, Ascomycota, Eurotiomycetes, Eurotiales, Aspergillaceae. The record is from RefSeq and is a predicted model, not a curated record. Bases 1 to 1158 code for a protein of 385 amino acids. The transcript is spliced from 3 exons. Gene Ontology annotation, molecular function: amino acid transmembrane transporter activity.